Synchytrium microbalum is the source of this 756-nucleotide messenger RNA. RefSeq lists its product as uncharacterized. Gene Ontology annotation, cellular component: endoplasmic reticulum membrane. The coding region runs from base 1 to 756 and encodes 251 amino acids. The transcript has 6 exons. Gene Ontology annotation, biological process: protein O-linked glycosylation via mannose; GPI anchor biosynthetic process. Gene Ontology annotation, molecular function: dolichyl-phosphate beta-D-mannosyltransferase activity. NCBI's taxonomy places the organism in Eukaryota, Fungi, Chytridiomycota, Chytridiomycetes, Synchytriales, Synchytriaceae. The record is from RefSeq and is a predicted model, not a curated record.
AUGACCGAUUUCGUGACAUAUGUUGACGACAUGCCGAAAAGCGACAAGUAUUCCGUACUAUUGCCAACAUACAAUGAGCGCCAGAACUUGCCUGUAAUGAUCUACUUGCUUCAUCAAGCGUUUACCAAACACGAGCUAAACUAUGAAAUAAUUAUAAUCGAUGAUGCUUCACCGGAUGGCACGCUGCAAGUCGCUAAACAGCUACAAGAAGUGUAUGGAGAACAACAAAUCAUAUUACGGCCGAGGCCUGGGAAAUUGGGAUUAGGGACGGCAUACAUUCAUGGAUCCAAAAGCGCUACUGGGAACUUUAUCAUUAUCAUGGAUGCCGACUUCUCACAUCAUCCCAAACACAUACCCGAAUUUGUGGAAUUACAACAAAUGCACAAUUACGAUAUCGUCACUGGAACUCGAUAUGCUGCUGGUGGUAGCGUGUAUGGUUGGGACUUGAAGCGAAAGUUGAUUUCACGUGGUGCCAACUUUGUCGCUUCGCUUGUAUUGGAUCCACAAGUGUCUGAUCUGACGGGUAGCUUCAGGUUAUACAAACGACACGUAUUCGAUCGAAUACUGGAAUCAUCUGAGCCCUCUAAAGGCUACGUGUUUCAAAUGGAGAUUAUGGUACGCGCUAAAGCGUAUGGAUAUCGAAUUGGUGAAAUUCCAAUCACUUUUGUGGAUCGUGUGUAUGGUGCUUCGAAAAUGGGAAUGGACGAGUUGCCACAGUACUUAUGGGGGAUAUGGAAACUGUGGACGAGUCUGUAA